AGUCCCAAGAGUCAUUCCUUGGAUGGUCAUGGCUAUGUCAACCCUUUGGAAACCAGCAGGCUUCACCCAGUUGAUUUAGUUUUGAAGCCUAAGGUACAGCAUGAUGUUUGUUCAACUAGUUUAAGCUCAUCAGUACCACUGACUUCUUUGUUGCAAUCCAAGUCUCCAGAUAAAUUGGAGGAAGAAGACCAGUUUACAGAAAGUUUAUCUCCUGUGGAGAAAAGAAUCAUCUGUCGAACAAUGACUCAACCUCCUGAUACUUUUGAAUAUAUUGUUAAUGCCAAAGAUACAUUAACAGGUAUAGCUGCUCGUUUUGAUACUACACCUUCAGAACUGACCAAACUAAAUCGACUUACCAGUCGACUAAUUUUUCCUGGACAGGUUCUGUAUAUACCUGAAAAAUCAGGGCAGAAUGAAAAUAAUCCUGUAUUAGGAGAGGCAACAGGAGGAUUUCCCUGCACUGAGGUAAAGCAUAGAUCAAGUCCUAAGCCAGGACAUGUGGAAAGAGUAAAAUCACCCAUAGAGGAAUUAGUUCUUUCUACCACAGUCAUUUCAGAUGCAAACAAAUGUGGAACACAAUUAGGUGCUGCAAGCACAAAACAUUCUGUUCCUACAACUGCUAAAGAGUUAGACAAGGAGUGUUUAGAAAAAUUUUUGAAAAUUGAUGCAAGGCACAUCACAGAUGGACAGGGUGUGGUAAGUGGAGUCUUACUGGUCACACCUAAUGCACUGAUGUUUGAUCCAAAUGUCUCUGACCCAUUGGUUUUGGAGCAUGGGGCUGAAAGCUAUGGUGUAAUAGCACCUAUGGAGAUGGUUUUUCGAGCAGCUUUAUACCAUGAUAUUGCUCAUAUGAGGGUGAAACAUGCUCCCGAGUGGUCACAUAAUCUUCCAAAACCAGAUGUAUACCAUUCACCAUUGAGUAUUCCAGUUUCAGAAGAUUCACAUGUGCAAAAAACAGAAGCUAUAACAAGUAAACAUAGUGAAGGUUUUGAGACUAUAGUAAUAGAACAAGAGAAAGCAGGCAAAACUGAACUCUCCAAAGAUUUAAAUGUGGCAAAAAUAGACAGUGAAACAGAAGAGUUAGAAAAUGUAGGUACAGAGCAAUCUUUCCAGGACAUCCCAGAAGGUCCUACUGGAAAGGACUUUGAUCAGGAAGUUGCUGAAGCAUUCACUCAUAAAAAGGUUCAGUAUGAUUUAAUUGAAAGAAAAAGGCCAGCAAGUGUUGAUACUUGUCAGUAUAUAAAGAAGGAAGAAGUUACUUGUACUCUAGGAACAUUAAAAAAAUUUUCACAGAAGGAUAAUAUUAAAAGUAAAUCUGCUACAGAUAACUUUGCAAGAGCAGAUGUUGUCGAUGACAGUGGUAUGUUAAUCAUGCCUCAUGAAGACAAAAGUCUUCAUAAUCUUGUUACUAGACAGCGUUCUGCCAGUCCUCACUGUGUGGUAGAGAGUAGGCGAGAGAAAAUGAUUAAAAGAUUAUCUUACCCAAUGGAAUCUCUGUCUUCUUAUACAGAAUCUAUUUCUAAACUCAUUUCCUCAUCACCAAAAAACUUUGUUAACUUUUCAAGUGGCUUGUUUGUAUGGAGCUCUGAUGAAGACACAAAAGUAAAAGAUGUAUCUACUAUGAAUACAACAGACAAAAUGCCAGUUAAUGAAAAGGGGGUUGUACAGAGUGAUAUUAGUUUUAGUGCUAAAGGAAUAGAAGGUCAACAGCAACGAUCAACAGAUAUUCCAAUUGUUGGUUACAAAAACAUGGUAGAAGAUAAACCAGAGCUGUUUUAUUCUCUUGACACUCGAGGCUUUCACUUCGAGGAAUUUGAGUUGAUACCACGGCAAGCUCGACCUCCUGAUGAUCCUCCUCUAUACUUAUGCUUACGAAUUGGUCGGCCAAAAGAUAAGAAAUCUACAAGAUCCACUACAGUUUUUUCUUAUGGAAAAAAACAAAUAAGAAGUGAAUAUUGGUUCAGUAUUCCUCGACAUAGAGUGGAUGACUUGUACAGAUUUUUUCACCGCUGGACACCAGAUAGAUAUGGUGAUGUUGAUGCUACCAAACCUGAGGACAUGGGCUUUGAUCCAAUUAACUCUGAUGAAGAACAAGACUUUCCAGAUGAUAGUGACAAUUUAUUUGAUGAAGAAACUAAUGGUACUGACUCCCAGGGUAAAAAAGGUAAACGACCUGGUCCCUUGGAUUUGUUGAAACUGGUAGAAGAACAUUUUGGUACUGAAAUGAGCCCAUCUGAUUGGGAGGUUGUGUCAAUGAGUGAGGCCCAAAAGCCACAAGAAAUAGACCCUGCUGAAUUGCCACUCAUAGAACUGUUGGAAGAAAGUGAUAUCCUGACAGAAGAACAUUGCAAAAAGUUAGCACUGCAUCUUCCACCCCGGGCAGAGGGCUAUCCAUGGACACUCAUCUAUUCUUCAUCCAAGCAUGGCUUCAGCCUGAAAACAUUGUACCGAGAAAUGUUAAAAUUUGAAACCCCAGUUAUCUUAGUCAUUGCUGAUACUGAAAAAACUGUUUUUGGUGCCCUGACAUCAUGUUCAUUGAAAAUAAGUGAGCAUUUCUAUGGAACAGGAGAGUCUUUCCUUUUUACAUUUUCCCCAGAGUUGAAGUGUUAUCACUGGACUGGAGAUAAUAUGUAUUUUAUUAAGGGUAAUAAGGACAGUCUUGCAAUUGGAGCAGGAGAUGGCCAGUUUGGUCUGUGGUUGGAUGGAGACCUGUUUCAUGGACGGAGUCACAAGUGUAAAACCUAUGAAAAUGAAACUCUUUCUACUCAUGAAGACUUUGUAGUAAAAGCAAUUGAAGCAUGGGGUUUUGAAUAAUCAUUUGUUUUUUGUACAUAAGUAUAUGCAUAGCUGUAAAUGUAAUCAGUGUGUAAUUGUUAAUGAAAAUUAAUAUUCCACAUGGUUUCAUUCUGUAGCUCAUAAACUGGUUAGCAAAUAAUUUUGUGAGUAGGAUGUUACAAAAGAGCCUGUGAUGCUUAUACAUCUGUGUCUUCAAUAUUUAGUGCUAGUAAUUUGCUAGUACUCAGAACUAAGUCAAAUGUACUUUAUUGCUAUUGUACAAGGACUCUUUAGGCUGAUGUUAUUUAAAAUAACUUUAUUAGUUUACUUAACUGAUUGUGGUAGGGUACACAAAGAAAUAACGUAUAAUAGAUAUGAAAGUAAUGAGUGGCCUUAGACUACUCAACCUGUUUCAGAUCUAAUGCUUCUAAGCGUAGCUUCUUAUGUUAAUAAUGUAUGUAAUAGUAGUUAGUUAAUUGAAAAAUAAAAUAGCUUGUACAAAACAUA
Limulus polyphemus (Atlantic horseshoe crab) is the source of this 3282-nucleotide messenger RNA. RefSeq names its product oxidation resistance protein 1-like (gene mtd). Gene Ontology annotation, cellular component: nucleus. NCBI's taxonomy places the organism in Eukaryota, Metazoa, Arthropoda, Merostomata, Xiphosura, Limulidae. The transcript has 15 exons. Gene Ontology annotation, biological process: response to oxidative stress. The record is from RefSeq and is a predicted model, not a curated record. The coding region runs from base 241 to 2814 and encodes 857 amino acids.